Messenger RNA from Penicillium chermesinum, 891 nucleotides. RefSeq names its product alpha/beta fold hydrolase. The transcript has a single exon. Bases 1 to 891 code for a protein of 296 amino acids. NCBI's taxonomy places the organism in Eukaryota, Fungi, Ascomycota, Eurotiomycetes, Eurotiales, Aspergillaceae. The record is from RefSeq and is a predicted model, not a curated record. Gene Ontology annotation, molecular function: hydrolase activity.
AUGGGAGUUACUUGGCAGACCAAGCGCCUACUUCAUGGCAUCCGCGCCAUAGUCGGUGGUCAAGGGCCGCCUGUCGUCCUCCUAGCAGGCUGGCCACAGACAGCCGAAGCGUUCAGCGACAUGUUCGAGCCCCUUUCAAAGCAAUAUCGAUUUUACGCGCUGGAUCCUCCAGGACUGGGAGAGUCGUCUCCGUCUGAAUUGGGAUAUGACACUAAAGCCGUUAGCAAGAUAAUGGCCGAUUCAAUCCACGACGCCCUACAAGACGAGAAGCAGUCAUAUCAUCUUGUUGGCCACGAUGUGGGUGCCUGGAUAUCCUAUCCCUGGGCUGUCCAGUACCCCAAGAGAAUCAAGUCACUUUGUAUCAUGGAUGGGGGAAUACCUGGGUUCAUGGCACCACUCCAGUAUCCUCUGUCCCACGAGGCGAACAUUCGCCUGUGGCAAUUCUCUUUCAACGCCCUUCCGGAUCUUCCUGAACUCCUGACGCGUGGUCGAGAACGAGAGCUGCUGAAUUGGUUCUUCAAUAGGAAGACGGCGAGCCCAGAUGGUUUGUCGCCAGAAAAAAUGGCGACGUAUGUCGAGGCAUAUUCAAAACCCGGGGUAAUGAGCCAAGGCUUCGAGUACUAUCGGUCCUACGCGAAGAGCGCAGAGCAGAACAAAGAACUUAACAAAGCUGCUCUCCAAGUGCCUGUUUUAGGGCUGGGUGGAGCAAGCUCCAUUGGACUGGGCAUGGCUGCUAUGGCUCAGCGGUUUGCGGCUAAUGUCGAGGGCUAUGCGAUUGCAGACUGUGGACAUUUGCUACCAGAGGAGCAGCCAGAAGCAGUUGCGCGAAGGCUGCUGGAGUUCUGGGAAAAGCAAGCUUGCGCAAAAGAUUGCUAUCAGCUUUGGGUCUGA